Messenger RNA from Brettanomyces bruxellensis, 1215 nucleotides. RefSeq lists its product as uncharacterized. The record is from RefSeq and is a predicted model, not a curated record. Lineage: Eukaryota; Fungi; Ascomycota; Pichiomycetes; Pichiales; Pichiaceae. Bases 1 to 1215 code for a protein of 404 amino acids. The transcript has a single exon.
AUGGUUAAUAUGGCGAACGAGGAUGAUCAGACGAUUGCCGAUAUUCAUAAAUGGCUUCCGUUUGUAAAACAGAAGUCCGACAAUCUGAUUAGAGAAUCAUCAGCAGCAGGAACUUUGCUGAAUGCAAACAGCCUCAAGAGCCUCGUGCAGCAGAGCUUGCCGAAUAAUGCAGGUAGCUCUGUCCAGCUGACUGUCGAAUGGGUCUGCUUUUUAAAUUCCUACCUUAGGCAGAUCGACUAUACAACAAUUUCAUCAGAAGCGAAAUCUUUGUGGCAGUAUGUGGUGAGUCUCUGUGUUUCAUUCUUUGGAAAGGCCAAUUUGCGUGUCUUGUACUCUUGUCCGGAGCUGGCGGGCUUGUUCAACGAGUUCAUCACUCACUUUGUGCAUCUAAACAGCGAUCUCACCUCAAAAUGCUUGCUUGACAUGGCCAAAGACUACCUCAAGCUUAAUACUGGGUGCUUGAACUACCUCGAGUACCUUACGGUCGAUCGACUUUCUGCCGAGAAGCGGUUCCAGGAUAUCGUCGCACUCUGCACUGGGCCUGGCGAGGGAGCCGGGUCGCUGCUUGAGUUUGCGUCGAUCGACGCGUCGUCGCUCACCCGGAAGCGUGUUCUGCGUCUGUUUGUGAACUGUGCGAAGUCAUUGUUUGUUGCUCAUCAAUAUCGUGCAGCGCACGAAACCCUUGAGAUCGUGUUUAAUUUGCCCGUCACAUUAUCGCAGGAUGGAGAAAUAUCGGAGAUUGUUUCCCUUUACGUGCUUACUGUGAUCUUAUUGGACAAGAAGCAGUGCAAUGUGGAUCCAUACCUGAUAAAAUUUGCGUCUGCAGUGCCGCCAAACCUCCUGAAGAUGUUUCAGUGCUACUAUAGCUGCCGGUUUGAGCAGUUUGUGAGGCUCAUACUUCUUGAAUAUACGCAAAGAAGUGAGGCAUUUGGGGAAGAAGAGUAUCUGUUCACAAAACGUGUUGUGGCGCGAUUACUCGGUAAUAUGUGCAGGAAAAAGAAUGCUGGCAUUUUGGGAAAGCGGGAAAAUGUUUCUGGUGAUGAGUUGAAGCGGGUUGAUGCAGUUUGCAGGCUAGAUCCGGUUGUCCGCCCGCUGGGAAUAGAUAUAAGAGCGGAGAAGUAUUACCAGAGUGGUCCAUCUGCAAAUGAGAUACAGGAUGAGUUGCAGGAGUUGGUGAGGUGGAACGGGGAGUUAAGUAAGCAGAGGCGUGAUUGA